AUGGCCAUGUCCGAUCUGCUGUUUCGGAUUUUCUUGAUUCCUUUGGAGAUACAAACGCUCUAUAAAGACUCCUGGUUGAUCGGUGGUCCUUUUGGCCAGGUCUUAUGUAAGCUGGUUGCCUUCUUAACAGAAGUUUCCUCUACUGUGUCCUUUCAGAGCCUGGUUCUGAUAGCAGUGGAUCGAUUUGGUGCUGUGGUAUUUCCUCUCCGUUCUCCACUCAUCAGUUCAAAUCUGUGCCUGUUUAUUAUUCUCGCCACUUGGAUCGUCGCGAUAGCUGUUUAUUCCCCAGUUCUCUUCGUCUGCAAAGUUGUUGAACAUCCAGAGAAGCUGGUUUGUCAGCAGAACUGGAAUGAACUUUUUGGAGAAUCCUCAUCCCAUGAGAAUUAUUUCGUGUCCUGUAUAGUUGUAUUCACUUUUAUCCCGUUGGUGUUGAUAACCAUACUUUACGUUACCAUCUUACUAAAGCUCAAGUCACAGAGGAUUCCAGGAGAGCAAUCAGCCAACGCUGGACAACAACGCCAGCAAAGGGAGCGAAAUGUGCUAAAGAUGGCCAUUGCUAUUGUGCUAGGGUUUACAGUUUGGGGUGAAGCGUUACAAAUAAUUGCACGUGCCCAGCAACCGCUGAACCCCUUUUACAUCUUGCGGUGUGGUCAUGUCCUUAAUGGCCCGGACCCGAUCUGGAUGUUGGGUGAUGCCAUUACUGCUAAGGAGAUGGCCCAUCCAGGUAACUUGCCUCACUUUGAACUGCAAUGUUUGGGGGUUUAA
Molecule: messenger RNA, 765 nt
Organism: Orbicella faveolata
Lineage: Eukaryota; Metazoa; Cnidaria; Anthozoa; Scleractinia; Merulinidae
Product: RYamide receptor-like
Source: RefSeq, a predicted model, not a curated record